Molecule: messenger RNA, 10579 nt
Organism: Pantherophis guttatus
Lineage: Eukaryota; Metazoa; Chordata; Lepidosauria; Squamata; Colubridae
Gene: BACH2
Product: BACH transcriptional regulator 2
Biological process (GO): regulation of transcription by RNA polymerase II
Molecular function (GO): DNA-binding transcription factor activity, RNA polymerase II-specific; protein binding; RNA polymerase II cis-regulatory region sequence-specific DNA binding
Source: RefSeq, a predicted model, not a curated record
GCAGGAACCCCUAUUCUCAGAGAAGGUUUACGCCGGUCUUUGGCCCAUUCCCUCCCCAUGAGGAGCAGGCGGCACGCGAUUUGCGCACCGUUGUUGUGAAUGGGGGAGAAGGCGGGGUGCUCCUACUCCGUCUGUGUGUGUGUGCGUGUGCGCGCGCGCGAGCGUGUGUGGCGGUAGUGGUGGUGGCGGCGGCAGCGGCGGGAGGAGGAUGAUGUCAGCCUGCGAAUGUCAACAAUGUAGCGAUUGAGGCGAGUAGGCGGCGUUCCUUUGGGAAGAGCGCGAGCCACGGGGAGAGUCCGCGCAGCCGACAGAACGGGGGCUGCAGGAGCAGUCGACGAGCCGCCGCCUUGCGCAGAGACGGUCCCCGAAGCGCUCCCGCGACAGAGCAAUUUCUGCCUGGCUCCCCUUCCCGCCCCCCACUCUCUCUCUUUCUCCCCUCACCCUUCUUGCUGCUGCAGCCUCCGCCUCCUCCUCCUUUCUCCUCUAGUUUCCCUCUUCCACCUCCCCGCCCCCUCCCUUUUAUAUGCAUAUGUGUUACUUUCCCCCCUCCCUUUCCCCCCCUUUUUCUCUGCAAGACUUUGCCUCGGGAAGCAGCAGCUGGGUUUGUUUUUGGUCGCUGCUGCUGCUGCUCCUGCUGGUUUGUUGCAAAGCAAUCGGCUUGUGACUCUUCCCAUGCCCAUUUUCGCCAGCACCACCUCAGCAAACCAGAGCCCUCAAAAAGAAGAUUGGGGUCGCGCUUUCGCCACCCGGGCUCUCUCUUCGCCCCUUUCGAAAACACUGGCGGGAAACGCGCGGAGGCAGCGAAAGUUACGGUGCUAGAGAUUGCUGAAUAUCCAGAAGAUCGUCCUGUGAAUUUUUCAGUGUUCAUAUCUUCAUGGAUUUCUGUAAUCCAUUAAUUUCUCCGUAUAUCCUCUUCCCUGUUUCGUGAGAGUAUUAGCCAGCACAGAUUCUGGGAAAAUUACAUGGUGUGAACGGAAUGUCUGUGGAUGAGAAGACUGAAUCCCCCAUGUAUGUGUAUGAGUCAACAGUCCAUUGUACCAAUAUCCUCCUAUGCCUCAAUGACCAACGGAAGCAGGAUAUUCUCUGUGACGUGACUUUGAUUGUGGAGGGCAAAGAAUUCCGAGCCCACCGGGCUGUGCUGGCUGCAUGCAGCGAAUACUUCUUGCAGGUGUUAGUCGGGCAGACAGAAAAUGACCUGGUUGUCAGCCUGCCAGAAGAGGUCACUGCCAAGGGAUUUGGUCCAUUGUUGCAGUUCGCCUACACUGCUAAGCUAUUACUCAGCAGAGAGAACAUACAAGAGGUCAUCCACUGUGCCGAAUUUCUACGUAUGCACAACCUGGAGGAUUCCUGCUUCAGCUUCCUUCAGACCCAGCUGCUGAACAAUGAAGAUGGCCUGUUCCUGUGCAAAAAGGAUCUCACCUAUCAGCGGAUGCAUGAAGAUGAGAACUCGGAGGGAGAAGAGGAAGAAACUAUGGAGUCAGAGACUUCAAAGAUAUCUUGCUCAAGAGAGAGAAUGCACUCAGAGCCCUUUGACUUUGAACCCGUCACGUCUGGAGCCAGUAAGGAGGAAGGGAUGCUGCCAGACCCGGAAAUACUGGAUGAUGGCAAGGAUAGUUUGGAUAAAGAAGUAGUAACACGGUACCCCAGGUAUAAGAAAUACCAGCUAGCUUGUACCAAGAAUGUCUACAACGCAUCACAUGUUAGUACCUCAGGUUUCACAAGCACAUUCAAUGAAAAAGGUUCAGGUGAUGACCUCAAACCAGAACUUGCUGUCGGGCAAAUUAAAAGUGAGCCUAGGAAUGAGGAAAACAAUGAAGAAAACAUCACACUUUGCCUCUCUGGAGAUGAGACUGGUGUCAGGGAUAAAGAAGAGGAUGUUGAAAUGGACCGAAAGCAGCCAAGUCCCAAUGGAGCUGGAAGGUCUAAAAACAGUUCCUCUCCUUCUUGCCUAAGAUCUUUCUUCAACCGAACAAAAACUAUAGACUUAGAUGGCUUCCCAAGUACUUCCCAACAGCACUUUGCCAGAAAUCCAGCAUGCCCUUUUGACAAGGGGACAACUCAGGGUGACCAUAAAGCUGAUUAUGUCCCUUUUGUGGGCAGUUAUGGGCUCUCCCAAGCUGUUCAGAAGGAUGCUUCCAGUUUUACAGUGGGAUCACCUCUAAGAGGUCCUGGCUUUGUUGAAGGUCUUUGUAAGCAGGAAGGUGAGGUGGACAGGAGGACUGUUAUAUUCUCUUCAAAUGUUUGUGACCAAGUAAACACUUCGGUGCAUUCAUAUUCUGGCAUGAGCAGUUUGGAUAAAGAUCUCACCGAGACUGUGCCAAAAGGUCUGUGGGCAGGAAGCAGCCAAUCUCUUCCCAGUUGCCAGACCUAUGCUCACAUUGGACAAACAGCUGAUCACUUCCCAGGACGGAUGCGGCCCAACACCAGCUGCCCAGUGCCAAUUAAAGUUUGUCCUCGGUCUCCUCCUCUGGAAACCAGAACAAGGACCUCCAGUUCAUGUUCCUCCUACUCUUAUGCAGAGGAUGGCAGCGGUGGUUCUCCCUGUAGCCUGCCUCUGUGUGAGUUUUCAUCUUCCCCCUGUUCUCAAGGAGCUCGAUUCCUGGCCACUGAGCAUCAGGAGACGAGCAUGAUGGGAGAUGGAAUAUACAGCCAAGUCAGACCCCAGAUAAAAUGUGAGCCAUCCUAUGGAACAAACUCUAGCGAUGAGUCUGGAUCGUUCUCUGAAGCAGACAGUGAGUCAUGUCCUGUGCAAGACAGAGGACAUGAGGUGAAACUUCCAUUUCCUGUAGAUCAAAUCACAGAUCUUCCAAGGAAUGAUUUCCAGAUGAUGAUAAAGAUGCACAAAUUAACCUCAGAGCAAUUGGAAUUUAUCCAUGAUGUUCGGCGGCGCAGUAAAAACCGAAUUGCUGCCCAGCGCUGUCGCAAGAGAAAACUGGACUGUAUUCAGAAUUUAGAAUGUGAAAUCCGCAAAUUGGUUUGUGAGAAAGAGAAACUUCUGUCAGAAAGGAACCAGCUGAAAGCAUGCAUGGGAGAGUUAUUAGAUAAUUUCUCCUGCCUUUCUCAAGAAGUAUGCCGAGAUAUGCAGAGCUCAGAACAGAUCCAAGACCUUCACCGAUAUUGCCCUGUGCUCAGGCCUAUGGAUCUUCCAACAGCAGCUAGUAUCAACCCUUCAUCAGGUGGAGUGGAGCAAAAUGUAGUGACAUCCCAGUGCAUUGGAGAAAGCUUGCAGUGCUGUUCAGAACAAAGCCCAGUGCAGCAGCUGGGAGCCCACUGGCUACCCAACAACAUUUCUGACAAAUGUGCUACAAGAGGACUGGAUGGAGCUGACCAAGUUACUUAUUCUGAGCAGGAGCUCCCUCCAGAGCAGAACAACCAAGCGGUGACCAUGGAUUUCUGUCAGGAAAUGACUGAUAAGUGUACAACAGAUGAGCAGCCUAGGAAGGAGUACACCUAGUGUUCGGUAUACCUUUUACAUCACACUUAGCAAGGUCUCUUCAGUCAGUCAGUGGCCACGAUCAUUUGUUGUCUAUAUUGAAGAACAUACUUGGUGCACACUACAGUGGUCUUAGCAGCAAUACUGUUUUUAAGUAUUCCAUCCUCUCUACAAAGCAGGAGUUUAACUUCUUCACUAUGGUGCUAUCCCAUGCUCAGGCAGGGGAACAAAGCAGUGGCAACACUGUCUGAUUCUUUUUUUAUUGUUGUUGUUAUUGUUACUGUAUUUUAAUUUCAAUAUUCAACAGGGAUGGACAUAACACCUCUGAGGACCCAAAUGCAGCUUUUUCUCAGUGGCCCAUGUCACAAAACCCUAACUCAGGAAUUUCCUCUGAAUGUUCAAUUUUUCAUUGAAGACAGCUUCUUUACACAUCAAAGUUUUAUAGCUAAACUGUACAUAUAUACAUAUAUAUAUAUAUAGUAUAUAUAAAAAUAUAUAUCCAUAUGCAAAAAACAAAACAAAACCCUGCAUGGCUCAGAAUUUCCUCAUGAAAACAACUGGAAUUUUAAAUUUCUAUUGUAUAAAAAAUUCCAACAUUCCUUUCUUGGUCUAUGCUAGAAGUAACUUGUAUAUGUUUUAAUAUUUCCCCCUGCCACUCAGUUCACUGUUCAGCAAUAUCAUCUAGUUUGUACUUUAUUUAUAAAGUUUCAAUGUUGGAAACUUCUUUGAAUUUUUAAUCUGGGACAGUGUUUGUGGCACCCCUAACUUUUUGUGCCCGUUUGAGCAAAGUGGGUUUUAUUCUUAUCUUUCUCACAGAUACUGUAUAGCAAUGGUCAAUUUUGCCACUUGCACUGAGUUUUGGAUCAAACCUCAUUUCAUAAAUGAAGUUGGGACUUUGGUAUAUUUCACAUAUUUUAUUCAUUGCUUCUUCUUUUUUCUUUUUUUUUUAAUUCAGCAAACUAGGAAAAACAAACCUCAGGAGUUGAUUAUGUAAUGAAUUAUUAGUCUUGCCAAAUAUGGAAUUCCUCUUAAUAGUGUGAAUUGGGCAUUUUUUGUAUUUAUCUUUGUUUAUCCUUUUUUUUUUUUUUUUCCAAAUUAAGCUAAAUGGUAUAGUGCAGUGAUUCUCAACAUGUGGUCUGCGGACUGCUGGGGACCCGCUAGGUCAUCACAGGGAGUCACAAAUGCUUGAAGAAUGAGUUAAAUCUUAUGAUUUAAAUCACGAGUUAAGUCUUGGUGGUCUGUGGUCAUAGUCUGAGGCCACAAAAGGUAUUUAAAAGGGGUGUGUGGUAAAGAAAAGGUUGAGUGUAUAUUACCGAUGCUGAGAACUAAGGCAGAUUUCUCCAAGUUUGAUAUGGUGACUGGAAAUAGUGAAAGUUGUGCAGUGCAUCCGAAGGAUACCAGGCUGAGGAAAGAUGGUGUAAGGCAAAAUUGCUUAGAUUUAGUGGCUUCAUGUCAAUCAGCAAAGCUUAAAUCAAGGCCUUCACUCCAGAUCUUAAUUUGUGUUACUAGUGUUUAUUUUUUCUCCAAUGGUUCUACUGGCUUCGCUGUAUAAUCCCCCCUUAAUGCUGCCUUAACACAGUGAUAUAUUAGGAUUUACUAUUCUGGCCUAUACUGGCAUCAGCUCAAAACUGCUGAUUCAGUUGCUCUGAGAAAUGAAAAAGAGUGUCCCUUCACAGAAUGGCAGAGGACAGAGAACCAUAUUUAGAGCAAUCAUGAAUCUUAAAAGGUUGAAAAAUAUCAUCCCUUGUCAACAAUAGAAUACUGACCAACCUAGAAAACAUGAAACGUGAGUGAAGGAAUAGUUGCAAAAAUAUUGAAACCUCAGGUAAUCCUUGACUUACAACUGGUCCUCACAUGACCAUGGCAACAUAACCAGCAUGUAUUAACAGCGGCUGUAGUGACUUGAGGUCACAUGCUUGCCAUUUCCAAUCUUCCCAGGGCACCUCUGACAAGCAAAGUUAAUUGGAGAAGCCAAAUUUGCUUUAACGAUCAUAUAAUGCACUUAAUAUCUGAGGUGAUUCACUUAACCAUGCUAAAAAGUCGUAAAAUCAGGCACAACUCGCUUCAUAGCUGUCUUGCUUAGCAAUGGAAAUUCUGGCCACAGUUGUGGUUAUAAAUUGAGGACUACCUGUAUAAAAAAAUUCACUCAACUCUAGCUGAUUUGCAUCGAACAAUGAUUAUGCAAAAUUACUUCCAAACAUAACUACACCCGCUCAUGAAAACAUUUUUCCUAUUGAAGUAUUGAAAUACAGGUAAUCCUCAAUUUACAACGAUUCGUUCAGCAAACCAGGUCCUCCUCCCACCCUCUGAGACAUCCCAUGCUCUGCCUAAUGCCUGCAGUGAGAAGAGGCGGGAGAAGAGUGAAUGCCUUGCUUAAUGAUGGCAACAACUUAAUUCUGGGCUCCAUUGUCAUAAGUCGAGGAGUACCUGUAAAUGGAAAUGAUCUGAUUUCCAUCUGUAAUUUCAAUGCAUGCCAACAAGAUUUAUGCCGGAUAUUUCUUUCUGAUGGAUUCCGUCCUUCUGUUUUUAAAGAUUAGUUUUUAUUUCACAAUAACCUUCUCUGGGCUGUAUUCUAAGGUGGCAUUUAUCAUUUACAGAUUAGUCCUGUUUAUUGUGUAUUAGACCUUAAUGAAUCACCAGGGACUGUGUCGAUGCAGACAGCUUUUCUGUAUACCACGGAGAACACAUUCCUCAAAGAUACUGUUUACAUUGAGCAACAGUCCCUCACUCAGCAAAGCAGCAUUUUUUUUCCAGCAGAGGAAUCAGUAUCUUUUUCAAAUGAGAGAUAUGCAGACAAAUAGCCGGUCCUGUUUUUGCAGUAGACUCCACAUUCAUUGUACUCUUCUUGCCAACUAGGAAAUAGAUACACUGCAUAUUCCACAUUUAUUGACUGAAAAGGGUGGGGGCAUCCCUAUGUAGGAUGGAGAUACUAUAUGUUUAGCAUAUAUUCUUUAAAUAUUAAGCAUUUGUGUAAAACGAAUAAACUUAUUACUAACUCUCCAUAUAUUUAUCUAUGGCAUAUGGAUGCUAGUUCAAACUGUUGAGUAAUGUUUUAGAUGGGGACUUCCUUUGAAAAUAUAACUUUAUACUAGAAGUUUUCAAAUAAAAUAUUUGGGGUGAGGAAUUAUGUAGAUAUGAAGGGUAGGCCUUGUAAUUCAGUUGACGUUGCAGAACUCUUGGCUGCUUCUCAGAGAACUUAACUUCAGUGAUGGAAGCUAAGAUUUCAAGCAACAUGUGAAUUUCAUUAUAUUUUUCACAGCCAUUGAGAAUGCUUCGUUUUUUAUCCUGUUGGCAGUAUUGCUCAAUACUUUUUUGUUUUAAUAUCUGUAAGUGACCUCUAAGUUGUAUUUCUUGUGGGUAUACAAUUCAGGAUGUUCCAGAUUUUACUACCCAUUGUUAUUUGGCUAUUUUUUACCUUUUUCUUCCGAACAAUGAAAGAAAUGGUAGGAAGGGAAAAUAAAGAAGAAAUAGAAAGCAUGAUUGUACAUAGAGAUUCCUUCCCUUCAAAUAAAAUUUCAUAAGCAGGGCUAAGCAGUUGCAAAAUAAAAGCCUUAUCUGGCAGCAUCUCACACUAGAUUCUAACCACUUGAUAUAGAGAUUUACUAUUAAUACCAACUCAUGUGCAAAUGGUACUUUUGACCUCAUUUUAUUGGUUUACAUGUAAUGGACAAAACAUGUUCUACAGUUAUUGUAUUGACCUGGCUCUCUCACUGAUUCAGAGCCUUUUUCUCCUACUACUCCUUCUCUACCUCUGCCUCCCCUUCUGGUUUGUUUGUUUUUUAAAUCCACUGCUCUGUUGUUUCAACCUUUUUGCUUUCUUUAUGUUUGCCUUUUCAUUUAGAAGUGACUAAUGUGUAUAUUAGCUUCUUCGGACACACUAUUGUAUAUGGUUUUUCAGAACCACAUAUAAUUAUUGGGUUAACUUCUUAGGAGAAUUACUUUCAGAACUGGACCCAAAUUGAGACAUUUGAACUGCAUUAGGCUAAAGGAAAAUUAGGGGAUGAGGGGGCCAGAACUGACCAAAAUUUUUAUUUUUAGAUAAAAGUAAGCAUGCAUUGUGGAACGGCAAAGAACAGUACUGGCUGUUAAGUGAUGAAGGAAUGGAUGUGAGGUCUUGUUUUUACGUUCCCAUGCUAGUCAGCAGCUGCUUUUGCAUUGAGUAAGGAAUGUACAAAGAAUAUAUAUUUGGCCCUGUCCAGUCUGCAUAUUCUCCUUUUAAUUUGCCUUUGCUGUGCUUUCUCUUGCCAGAAAACCUCAUUUCAUUUAGGCAUCUUCUACUUUUUGUCAGGUAAAUAUUACACUUACAUAAAUAUUUACGUUUGCUAGGGGGUGCCUUGAAUAAAGUUGAAGUUCAUUGAAACCUGAUUCUGGAACAAAAAGGCUAGUUUUUUUGGUUGUUUUUUAAAUUCAGUCAGAUUCCCAAAAUAUUCUGAUAUUUAUGGCCAAGGCCUAAUAUACGCUGACUCAAGCAUCAGAGUUUGAUGCUGUAGUAUAAAACUAUUAUAUAUUACACAGUUAAAUUAUUUGAAGUCUUUCUAAGAAAUAUAUGCUGCUUUUUUAAAGAUGCACUUUUUUGGAUCUAAUCCAUCUAUUUUUAUUCCCAAGGAAGUAAAAAUUGAAAAAAAAAUAAUGGAAUACAGAAGCCACUGUGAUCAGUAUUCCAAUUUUUGUCUCUUGAAAAAAGACGGUAAGAGCGAUCUAAACUUAAUAAAGUCAAUUCAGCUACUGACAGUGUAGCAGCUGAAUAUUACAUUCAGCUUACUGCAAUAUCACCAAAUUUAAAAGAAUAUGAUAGGGAGUUUUAAAGAAAAGUGUUUUUGAAUGCUCAAAAAUACUGCAUUCAGUCAUUGUAGUUAUUCCCAUCACUGUGAUGUGAAAAGCUGCAUGGAUGGAAGUUCAGGUGAUUUUUUUUUUAAGCUCUUUUUUUUCUUCCCUAAAUAAAGUAUGAUAACUAACCUCACAGCAACUAGUUAAAUUUAUUUUUUAUCUUUGGUGUGCCAGUCAAUCUUUAUGGCCUUUAGUAUAGGUUAAACUAAUCCUGAAGCCUGUUGGUCUUUUUCUUUUAUUGGUGACCUGUAAAUCUUGUAUUUCAAAACAAACCAACAGACAGGUUUAGCCUCUCCCCGAGCUAUGGAUAUUCUCUAUAAUUUCUAACAGGUUUAACCUACACAGCUACAGUAUCCUUUGAGCAGCAGGCUAGUAAGUAGUUUUGUGAAGCCUAUGCAAGCAUCAAAUUCUCAACAAUCUAGCUCAGACCAAUGACUCCAAGAGGCAGUUUUCACACGCACACAAAAGAUCAGGAUUUGUGUUUGUUUGAUCACUUAUUUCACUGCCAUCUCUUUAAAUGUGUACAUUUAAAAAGUUUGAGUUAGUGAAGACAGAUAAGAAAGGAUGUUACUUGAUGUAGCCUUAGGAAAGCUCUGCUAAAAAUGUGGUAGCUAAUUUCUAUCUACAAUAUAAAAUCAGUAUGUGUAAUUUUGCUUGUUUAUAUUAUGUAUAUUUAUAAUUGAAUUAUUUUGUGACACAGGCAUCAAAUAAUGCUGCAGAAUACAGUUGUACAUAUGUUAAAUCCAUUCAAACAAUUUUUAUGUAUAUUAAAAAUCUAUAGUUUGGUGGAUUGUAGACUACUAAUAAAUUAUUAUAACUUUCUCUGGAAGUUAGAAUGUCAUUGCUUGCCGUGUAAAAGAAUUACAGUAUUUUCCUACACUCCACCAAUAUUAUAUAUAGAUAGAUAGAUAGAGAAAUAUCAGAAUAAAACUAGUGAUAUGUAUUUGUUUUUAAAUUAUAAUGCUCAUGUGGUUCUACCAUUGUGAUGAAAGCCACUUUUUCUAGUGGGGAGUAAUUAUUCAAAUUUCUUCAAACUGAAAAAAAUAGAUAACUUUUUAUUAUCAAUGCCUCACUAAUAUCAGCUCUUUUAUAUAUAGGUCCAGUUUACAUAAUGUUUAAACACCUAUGCAGUGUAAUAAAAUAAAUUAUAUGAAAGUUUGUUCAGCUUGACCCUAUGCAUGUUUACUCGAAAGUAAGUUUCACUGAGUUCAAUGGCGCUUCUACCUGGAUAAGUGUGCAUAGGAUUGCAGCCUUAUAAAUAAAUACAAAAAAAACAAAAACUUUUAAGAAUCCAGAAAUCCAUUUCUGUCAUCGCUCAAAACUUGAAAUGGUUCAAAUGAUUUUGAAGCCAAUGACCCAUUUAAUUUUGAAGGCAGUCAGGAUUAGAAACUUAGCCUAGAAGUUCCCUGUUUUCUGUUUUAACAGGUGAAUUCAAAUUUGAGGAGCCAGACUGAAUUUCUGGGUUAUUCCACACAUUUAGAGUUCAGUGCUUUGUUGGUAAUGAGUAUGAGUUCUUGUGCAUUUACAGUUAUGAAAAAGAUAAGGCGUUCUUUGAAAAAUGAUAUUUAAUACUUGUGUUAUGAAUAAUAAAAAAAAAUAUCUGGACUCCUCCAAUCAGCAGAAAUUCUACUCAGUACUUUGGAGAUCUCUGGAUGUGCUGAUUUUUGUCAUUCAGUUCAAGGCUCAUCUUUGAUUACAAGGGUGAAGAGACCCCCAAGAGUUUGUUCCAGAACCAGUGGGCUACAAGUGCACCUCUACUAUCUAUGCCUUACAAACUUCAGAGGCCAUAUUCAAAACAGGGUUUUAUCAGUGUAUGCAAGGGGAUGCAACCCCUCUCCUCUUCCUCCCCAGAUCAGACAGUAUGGACAGUUCUCACACAUAUCUACCUGUAUAAUCUUCUGUACCUCUCAUAACUGGUCAAUGACUGUAACAAGUUGCAUCAGGUGUUUUUCUAUAUACUUUUUACACAGAUUCUAUGUGAUUAAUGGAACUUAAUUCAAUGCAUCAUUUUAUUGUACUAGUUCUUAAGCUUGUCUAUUAUUAUUUUUUUCUAGGUGACUGUGGUUUCUUGUGAUUUUUAUUGUAUAAAUGAAAUGGCUGUUGAUGCUUAUUCCUUGUUACUAAGAAUUUUUACCUUUUUGGAAAAAAAAACAGCAUUGCUAUCUAUGAACUAAUAAAUUUAAAGACUUCAGUUACUCAUUGUAAAUACAGUAUCGUGCAAAAAGAUUUUUUCCAUUCAUUUGAAUUGAUAGUGUUAACUGAAUUUUGUCUAGACACCAUUUCUGUUGAUGAAAUAAAGACAUACCAAUAUGUAUUGUA